AAUUAUUAAGACUAAAUUUACUACUUUACAGUAAGAAGAAUUAGUUCAACAGGUUGUUUAAUAUGAUUUCAAUUAUGUGAAUCAUUUUCUCUAGAUCACCAAAGAAAAGCUGAAAGCAUUAGACGACCGUUUCAUCUGAGCAUAAGACUCUUCAGUAGUGAACAUCCAUGAUUCCGCUUCUCGAGAUCCUCAAAACCUCUCUUUGAUUAUAAUUAUAACCAGGGUGAAAUAUAAGUAUCAUAUGUCAUUUGUACAUAUCAUCUUUUCAUAUGCUCAGUCUUGAAGAGGAGAUUUGUAAUUUCUCUUAAAAGAAAUAGAAGUUCAUAUUGUAAAUAUUUAAUUGAUUCAUGUAACGUGAAAGGAUUUGGAUACGCAUGAAAUUUGAAUCAUAAGCGUAAAAUGUAUAGUCGGAUAACUUAACAUGUUUCUCAUACAAAACCACUACUAUUAGAAUAUUAAUUUGAUUAAUAAAUAUUCAGUGCUAAUAAUACCAAUGAGUUCAAUAACCAACGACAAGUCAGUAACCGGAUAUGGUUGUACCAAAUACGCAGACAAACUUCAUCAGUAUAUAUGUGAUCAUUCACUGCGUCUUUCUGAAGCACAAAAGUGGUUAUUACAAGAGACUAUGAAAGAUCCAAUGUCAUUUAUGCUUUUCUCUAGCAUAGAAAUGCAACUUCUAUCAAAUUUGUGUUAUGCGAUAAAUGCUAGAAAGACAAUUGAUAUUGGAGUUUAUACUGGAUAUAGUUCAUUGUCUGUGGCGGAAGUAUUGCCAUCAGAUGGACGUGUAGUAGCCUUGGACAUAACAGAUGAAUAUUUGAAAGACUAUUGUUUACCAGUAUGGAAGAAGGCAGGUGUAGAAUCGAAAAUUGACUUUCGACUCGGUCCAGCUGUUGAUACUCUACAAACUUUGAUUGAUAAUGGAGAGAGUGAAACAUUCGAUUUCGCCCUGAUCGAUGCUGAUAAAGAAAACUAUAGUAAUUAUUAUGAACUAUGUUUAAAACUAGUACGACCUCGUGGAAUCAUCGCCAUUGAUAAUGUUCUACGGAGGGAGAGGGUGCUUGACGAGAAUGAUAACAGUCCUGAAACUGUUGGUGUACGAGAAAUGAAUGCUUUGAUAGCUAAAGAUAACUCUGUUCGAAUUUCUCUCUUAAGAACUGGAGAUGGACUGACAAUUGUUGUGAAGAAUUGAUUCUUGUUACGAUUGUUUACAGAAUGGUUACAUUCAGACAGACACAUAUUCAUUUGAUUGAUAAACCGAAUUACUUUGAUCACUAUCUUACAUAAAUAUUUCCAUUACUAUAUUGUCAUUUUCAAUCAUCGCUGCAUAUGUAUGUUGUUGUAAUAAAACAUUUCUAUGAAGGG
Messenger RNA from Schistosoma margrebowiei, 1362 nucleotides. NCBI's taxonomy places the organism in Eukaryota, Metazoa, Platyhelminthes, Trematoda, Strigeidida, Schistosomatidae. The record is from the annotation of a GenBank genome assembly.